UCUUUUCAUGUUUUUAAGGUAUUUAAUGAACAAAUUACGACGUUUGAAAAUAUACCUCCUUUAAGGAGAGAAGUCGUUGUCUACGAAAAUGGAAAUUAUCUUUACCGAGCUGUUGCUCUCUGAAAGGAUGAAAUAAGCGAUGAAAAACAUGAGGAAAUCCCUCGUUCAAGUGAUAGUUUGUUUGAGAAAAAUCCAAAGGUCUCUGAGCUGCAACUUUUCUUCUCGAACUCCUCGAAGGAUCUUGUCUGGAAAAGCAAGAUCACGGGAAUUCCGGCAGAAAUUGUGGAUAUAUCAUCGGUUGUGCCGGCAUUGCUCCUUAAGGGACCAAUUUGUAUCAGUCAUCGUCACAGAAGGAAGGGUUCAGUUUUGCGCCGAGAAUUAACGCUGAUUCGUUCGCAUUCAUCACAACAGAGAAGCAGUGUAGGUGAUUCGGCACUUUAAUGUACCGCAAUAUUUAAAAAAAGGUGCUAAAAAUAAGUUUUGCGAGUUGAUUGAUCGGUUAGUUCUUUUUGUGUAAUCUUCGGGAGUAGUGAUUAGAAGAAUAUAGAUUGUGUUCGAAUACUUUUGUGUCUUCAGUGUCUCUAGGAAUACUGGAAACAAGUGACAGGGCAACUACGAAAAUUCCUCACAGUACUUUGCAUUUUUUUGAUGAUGAUUUAUGCGAGAAUUUGAUGUUUUGUGACAAGCAAUUCCCAAUUAAUGUGAGUAUGGACGGAAGUUAUUCCUUGUAACAAUAAAAACUCUAUUAAAAUGAAAAUAAGCACAUCGACACUGAAGUUCGCCUGUAUACAGCUGUUUGCGAGCCAGCUUCAUAAACAUUUCAAUAAAUUACAAAGGCCACAGAUCGCUUUUUUUUCGAUUGAAAUACCGGCAUCACAUGUCGAUCGAAUGACACGAGCUCCCUGAAAUUGUCUCCUAGAAUACGGUUACGAAGAAUUUCCUACUCUUGUUGUAUACAACACUCUGUAGAGCCAGGUGUAAUCCAACGUUUGUUUAAGAUCAUAAGUUCAGGGAUCAAUGAAGCUCGGUUUAGAGUCAAUAAUUUAUUUUCUAGUCCUCCUGGCAUAUGUUCUUCAAGUGGGUAAGUGAACAGCUUUAAUUUUAGCGUCUCCAUGUUCUAUAUAUUUUCUAUGUGAAGAAGUAAGAGCCCGCUUAAAUAAAAACACUUAUGAUCAAACUCAGCAUGUGUGGAGAAGUUAAUUUCCCGAAAAGCAGAUCACCGACCUUUACAAAAUAUACUAACAAAAAUAACCCGGAAAAAUAAAUACAAAGAUACGACGAGACAAAGCACUUAUUAAAUGUUGCGAGAAAUAUAAGAAACACAAGUUACUCGCACAAUCGGGGUUUAAACAGGACAAAAAAGAACACUCACUUUGCAAGGAGGGCAUGAGACACUGGGAAGUUGAAAUUUUGACGUUCUUGAUAAAUUUCACACUUAGUUAUCAGCAUGUCGUCCAUUUCAAAGGGCAACGACACAAGUGACAUUUGAUAUCACUUACCUUUCCUAAAAUUCUAUAAUCAGCUAUGCUGUAAAAGAGCAAAACCCUUUCUUUAUCACAACUUAUGUAAAAAUUUUCGCUUUCGUGUACAAUCACCAGAAAGCAAACAACAAGAAGUACAGCCUCUCUCCUUCCUGUCUCACAGAGUUUUACAGGAACUGAUCUAAAUAGAAAUUUUUGUUCUGUAGCUCUUGCUAUUCAUUGCUUCAAGUGCAAAUCAGAAACGUCAUGGUCGGAAUGCGAUCUUCGUGUGAAUCAAGAAGCCAAUCGAGACUGCCCAGCGGAAAAGAUCCGAUGUAUAGCUGUGAAGGAAAGGAAAAAUCCAAGAGAACGGGAGGAAUACAGGAAAGACUGCGCUGGCCGUCUUGAAAAUCCGUGUCAUGAAAAACGUGUAGAGGAUUGUAGGUCCACCUUAUGUGAUACUGACCUAUGUAACUUUGCUCUCACCCCAUCAGCCACCCUCAUUGCUUCUGGCUUCCGCUGCUUCCGUUGUAUAAGCGAGAAAUCUUGGGACGACUGCGUUGAAAAAGCUCAAGAGAUCAUCUGCGAAACAGGCUACAGAAAGUGCUACAAACUAGAGUUUAAGAAGGAAAACGGCGUCACUGAAUACAUAAAAGACUGCACUGUUCCUCUGGCCUGUGGAAACUCGUCAAUCAAUAUGCCUCAAGCCGAACGUCGCAACAUUAAGUGCUGUGGCCAACAUCUAUGCAACGGGGCGAGUAUCAAGAGCUCCCCUGUGGCAAUAUUUGGUCUUCUUCUCCUUGUCAUUGUGGUAUUCCUUUUUGAUGUCCAAAACGAUUUGUUGGUAAUCAGGAUCCCCUUAACCCUUUAACUCCCAGAAGUGAUUUAUUUGUAACUUCUCCCUACAAUAUACGCACAUUAUCCAACCAACAGAUAAUGAGAACAGUCAGACUUAUCAGAAAGAAGUUAUCUUGAUCUAACACCAAACUCUCAGAACUUAUUUUCAAGGAUAUGUGUACCAGUUAGAGGGAAGAAUUAACAAUCAGAUCUUGGGAGUUAAAGGGUUAAAGUCCUAGAUAGAAGCAGUAGAGAUAUAGAUGUCAUAAUGUGUAAUCAACUAAGCAGGAAGGGAUAGACAGUUCCCUACCACAGUAUUGUGCCUCCCUAAUAUUUAUGGCUAUGAAGGCUUUGUCAAAUGUGUAAUUCUCAAUAUAAAGUUAACCAGUUUGCACUCCUGUGGUGCUUAAGAAUAAAAACAGCUUCGGGAAUUGUAAAGACGCUGCUGUAAGCUGACAUUUGGUUAGCCCUCUCUUAGAGACCUCAAACGUUUAGCACCGCUCAAGGUGUCAGCUUCCCAAGAUUCCUUCCCAGUGAUCGACUGAAUGUUUCUCUUGUCCGCCUACACUUUCUUUAAAAAGCUAAUAUCGGAGUGGAAACAAAUGUCAGCGUCAAAGAAGCUGCAAUGAAUCAAUAUCAUUGCAGUCCCUCAGGUGUGGAGUUCGUUUCUUGAUUGGAUAUUUCUCAAAAAGGAAACAAGUUUUAUUAUCAAUUAUUUAAUUUGAAUAACAACAGUGUGUUACAUGACAGUCACAAUGUCUUUUGGGCGUGAUGAACCUCGGUUUAUUUUUUUUAAGGAGCUUAAUCGGCAGUAAGUUGUUCACGGGGCUUCUUAAACCAAGCUGCGGCUUGUAAAAGCAAAAAAAAAAGUUAGUAAAGGCCCAUUUCUGAAAUCUUCAUGUCUUUGACGCAUUUCAGGUAGUGCAAGUAAUUUCUUAUUAGAGCGUGGGUAUUUAAAAUCUGGAUUCAACAGCUGACAGCUCCCAACUCAUCUUCUCAGCGUGUUGCUCUAAAUUUACUAAAAACAUUGUCUGUGCUCAGGCUCCAUGACAUGUUGGUUAGGGUGCACACUUUAAAACCAAGUAUUGUUAAUCAUUUAAUCUCAGGAAUCUGAUAAAAACAGAUCAAUUUAGCAAUUCCACUUUGGAGAAAUUAACUCGUUUUUAUCAUAUGACCCAUUUGGCUCCGCGUGCACUUUCAUUGCAAAACAUCAUACAGAAAAAUCCUCGUAUAGAGGUACGUGCGCGUUAGCGCAAGAAGGGCCGGAAAACGCCACUCAGCCCAACGUGCAGCCCCACACGCUGUCUAAAUUAGAUCGGUCCGAAAGGGAAGAUAUUUAACUCUUGGUUGUGAAGUACGAACUUCGCUGCGCUUAGGUCCGUACGUCAUGAUCUCGAGCCACUAAUUUGCGUUUGGCCUUGUCAAUCAGUCAAAAAGUAGAUUAAAAUGUCCGUUACAUAAAUAAACAUGUUAUAUAUAAAUAGGCCAGAUGUGAAAUAUUCUUUUAUUUUAAAAGAAUAUUUAUUUUAUAAGGCGUUCUUCUUACCUCCUAUCAUAUUUCUCUUGAACAUGACACUGAAAAAAAUUCCCUUUCAUACUCAGUCUCACUAAUAAAAUAAGAAAUGCCUGGAAAGUGAAAGUGGAAUGUAAAAUGACAAAUCGUUUGGGCGCUCAUGAAGGGUUUGGUCGGGAGUCAAUAGUUCUUUCCACCGUCCCGAUGAUGGUUAACGCAGCUACAAUUUGAAUGCAGGGAAAUUCUGAAAUAACGUGGUUGAGAACAGAAAAUAUUCCUUUCAUCGAUGACACAUGCUCGAAAUGAAAAUUUACAAACCGACGCUCGACUUCUCUUGCAAACAGCUGUUUGAGAGCUAAGAUGAUCAACUGACUUGAUAAUUUGAAUUGGUCCCUGUAAAGUGAUUCUAAAGCUGACGUUUAGAAUAUUAGCCAUUUGUCAGAGCUGAAGUAGGACUACCGCUCGAAAUGUCAGCUUCAGAAUCUCUUUACGGUGGCCAUUUCACUUUAUCAAGUCAGUUGAUGAAACCAAUUUGUCUUGAACUACCCCCGAACCAGCUUCGUAAACAUCACAAAGGCCACAGACUGCCAUUUUAGAUCGAUGUACCGGCACCACAUGUCGAAUGAAUGACGUAAACCCCCCUUCGUCUUCUAAAUUACUGGUACGCUCCGUGUUUUACUCUUGUUGUAUACAACACUCUGCUCAUUCAAGUGUCAUUCAACUUUUGUGUAUGAUCCUAACCUCUGGGAUCAAUGAAGCCCGAUUUACAGUCAAUAAUUUAUUUUCUAGUCCUCCUGGCAUACGUUCUUCGAGUCGGUAAGUUUACAGUUUUAUUUUUAGCGUCUCCAUGUUCUCUAUUUAUUGUUGCCACGCUUCUAAUUUUCGAAAGAGAUGCUUUACAAGCCAAAUACUUCGAGUCAUUUUCGACGACCUCUCACCAUCAGUUCAAUGAAAUACAAAAUAGAAAAGAAGAAUCCAUUAAGGAACAGGUCUAGAUGAAAUUGGAUUCAAAAACGUGGAAAAUUCAUGUUAACUAUUUCUCGACGCAAACGCUUCUUCGUGUUUCAACAAAAAAGAUUAAAGCAAAUCGACAAAUAAGUUUGGAGAAACGGUAAUCAUAGUGAUGAUCUAUGUCAAGAUCUCUUAGUCGCGGAAAUUUUCAUCAUUGUCCUGGUCAGUUGCAUGACGAUCUAACUCAGUAACUUUAAUAGAAUUUUGAAUUAAAAUAUCACAAAAGCCAGAUGAGCAUCUGAUUCUGGUUCAUUGAGCGAACUAUUUUCGGUGGUACAAGGAAAGUCGUCCGGUGUAUUUAUAUUUGUAUGUUCCUCCACUCCAGUAUGUUAAUAUAUAUGUGCAAUAAUUAGUAUGUAGUAAAUAAUUUAUCUACCGAUGAGUUAUCUAUGUAUUUAGAAUGGAAUGGAAAGGGGCAUAUCUAAUGAGGAAAAUAAUGUUGUGCCCCUUAAAGAUCCUGAUGAUAGGAAAUACUCGCUCAAAGAAAUGUAAGAGAGGAGAAAGAGUAAUAUCGAAAUAUAUAGAGAAAAAUACAUGGGCGCGCGUAGAUAUGCGCUGUGCUCACUCGUGAGCUAUCGAGUUAAACACUCGAAGAGAAAUUCCAUAUCUACAAGCAACCAUGUAUUAUUUUGUUUAUCAUAUAAACACAAUAGCCCUUUAAUGGGAAGACAAGCCGACUUCAUCAAUGAAUGAAAAUAAAUGAAUCGACAAUCCUCGAAUAACAAUCGUAGAGUGCAUUGGCGCUGACUCUUAAGAUGGAAAAGGGCGUUGAAUCCCUAUUACAAAAACAACAAUGGUCGUAAUUUUCAAUUUAUAAAAUUCUCAUUUAUGGACUUUGUCCUUACCGACAGAAGAAUUCUUUCAGUUAAACGGCCAAAAUCGGCCAGAGGCAAAUCUUCCAGUUAUCGAUUUUCAUUCUCAGCCGUCAGAAAUGCUAACACCAAAGCCACUGAAUACGCAAAAACUUUCGGUUUUCCUUUUACUAUAUUGGUUCUCUACCCUUUCUAGGAAAGUUUGAACAUCGUUGUCUGUCAGCAAUACGGAUUUUUUUAGUGUCUUAGCCGCCAUAAUUCGAGAAAGCUCCGACAAACAACUUGUAUUGAGAAUCGUGAAGGUUUUGCCGUUCAUUCAUCAACCUGACCGAGUGGCGCCAAAGGCGAGUGACGUUAAGCAGCUGAUUGGUUAUAUCAACACACGUGAAAAAAUUCGAUAUUUUUUCGCCAGUGUUGUUAUGGCUUUUCUCAGGGCCGGAAAUCCCUGUAUAACACCGCAGUUUAUGUGAUAAAUAUAUAUACAUACAGUCAGUGUUGAGCUAUAAAUAGUAAUUUAAAAGUGCCUUGAGCCUUUUGAACAAUUAUUUAGUUGAUUUUUCUCAAAUUGCUUGAGGAAUACUUUUCCAAAAGUUUCUACCGAUACUUGAUGGACAAAAUCUCAUGUGAUAUGACGGUAUUGCCAGUUGAUUUAAGGAUACAUUGCGGGUGUUAUAAUCAUGUAGCUCAGAUACUAAAGAAAUAUUUAGGCUGAAAAAAUUGUCGUUAUUAAGAUAUUCAUAAAACAGCAAGCAUGUUUGAAGUUUAACAAUAUUGGGAAGUUUCACUAAACCAAGAGAUGCGUAUUUAAAGGCAUAUCAUUAAUAUACGAACAAAUUUGCUCUACAAUUUAAUAACUCAAGAUAGAGGAGCACAAUAAUUAUAAAACCCGUAUCAUUGUACACAGUACAACCAUAUUUAAGAUCAGGAUAGAUAAGGGAAUAAGAAAUACUCGCUGAUACGUAAUGCUUCAACUUUGUCAAAAGGUUAAGAUUUUUGCUAAUUUUGCCACAGAAAUAAUCAAUGUGGUCAUGCAAAGUAAGAUGAUGUGUGUGCUAAUGAAAAGAUCGCAACUGCUGCCAAUCACAUGUCACCAAAUAUUACAUGUAUGAAAGUUUUGCACUUAUAUUUUCGGUUUAAAUUCGAAAAAAGAUUUAAUUUGAAACCUUUUAUCUCCCUGUUUAUCUCCCGACAUACAAUUGUCUCACAAUUGUGAUUACCAAAGACUAACAGAAAAGCUAAUUGGUAACAUUUAGUCUGGUACCCGCCGACCUUCGACGGCCAGGCGGUUGUACAUUCAGUUACACGGUAGGAUCUGGGCACGGGAUUAUGGGGCAUCUUGAUAACGCACUUGAACGUGAGCUUUGAUGAACAGCUAGACAAUGUCCAAGGACAAUAAUACGAGCACUUUUCGCGCCAAGUAGAGGCUACUGUUUUUAUCAUCCCUCAAAUAUUUCUGUAGAACGCGGGCCAAGUGCUUACGAACAGCUUCCUUUUUAUUGUGUUAGGUGUUCACUUAAUGAACAAGAAGAUAAGUUCCUUCCUCUACAACCGAACAAGAAAAACGCUCUCUCAUUUUGAAUUAAAACUUAAAAGAGGACUUUCAUCUUACUAAGGGUAAAUUCCGAAAAAUUGGGGGAUAUCACUAACAGAAUGUCACCGCAUACUUCGCGGGCUUAGCUUAUUCGGUCACGUGACGCAUUUAUACCAAUCGCGCCGGAGCAAAAAUAUUUGAUUGAUAUAAUGCAAAUUAUUCUCAAUCCAGUUUACUACCAGCUGUAAGCAGACCCCAAGAAGUUCCAUUUUUGAUGCUAGUUAUUAGUGAGUUGAAAUGAGUCCCACUUCAGCAGCCAACGACACAAGUUUACAAUAAAAUAACUAUACUCUCCUAAAAUUCUAAUAUCAGCUCCUCAGAAGAAAAGCAGAGUAUUUCUUUAUCACAGUUCACUUUCGUGAACAAACGCCUGAGAGCUGACGAUAGAAAGUACAGCCUCUCUCCUUCAUGUCUCACAGAGUUGUACAGGAACUGAUCUAGGUGGAAAUUUUUGUUUUGCAGUUCUUGCUCUUAGAUGCUUUAAGUGCGAAUCCGACAUUUCAUGGAUGGAUUGCGAUCUCGAUGAGGGCAAAUCAAUGGAAGAAUGCCCUGUGGAGGAAAUCCGAUGUUCGUCUACGAUGGUGAGGCCGAAUCCAAGAGACAAAUUAAACUAUAAGAAAGGCUGUGCUGACCGUCUUCACAAUCCGUGCCAUGAAAAACGCGUUGAGGAUUGUAGAUCCACCUUAUGUGAUAGUGACCUGUGUAACUUUGCUCUCACCCCAUCAGCCACCCUCAUUGCUUCUGGCUUCCGCUGCUUCCGUUGUAACAGCACGAAAUCUUGGAACGACUGCGUUGACAAAGCAGAAGAGAUCUUCUGCAACACAGGCUACAGAAAGUGUUUCAAAUGGGAGUUUAAGCGGGAGGACGGCGUCACUGAAUAUUUAAAAGGCUGCACUGUCCCCCAAACCAACUUGUCCGUCAGUAACACGCUUGAAAUCGAUCGUCGUGAUAUGCACUUGUGUGGUCAACAUCUUUGCAACGAAGCGAUUAUGAUGGGCCCUCCGAUGGUAACAUUCGGUCCUCUUUUCCUUGUCAUUGUGGUAUUCCUUUUUGAUUCCAAAAGUAUUUGUUAG
Molecule: messenger RNA, 8297 nt
Organism: Pocillopora meandrina
Lineage: Eukaryota; Metazoa; Cnidaria; Anthozoa; Scleractinia; Pocilloporidae
Source: the annotation of a GenBank genome assembly